Akanthomyces muscarius is the source of this 1446-nucleotide messenger RNA. RefSeq lists its product as uncharacterized. The transcript is spliced from 3 exons. Gene Ontology annotation, biological process: cell surface receptor signaling pathway; adenylate cyclase-activating G protein-coupled receptor signaling pathway. Gene Ontology annotation, cellular component: plasma membrane. Gene Ontology annotation, molecular function: G protein-coupled receptor activity. The record is from RefSeq and is a predicted model, not a curated record. NCBI's taxonomy places the organism in Eukaryota, Fungi, Ascomycota, Sordariomycetes, Hypocreales, Cordycipitaceae. Bases 1 to 1446 code for a protein of 481 amino acids.
AUGCCGUCGACACUCACGGAGGGGCAGCUCGAGGCUGUUAGUGCCAUUGAACGAGCCUGCUCCGUCUUUUCGCUCAUUGGAUGCCUCUUCAUCAUCAUCACGUUUUGCUCGUCAAGCGCAUUUCACAAGCCCAUCAACCGCCUCGUCUUUUACGCCUCGUUUGGCAACAUGAUGACCAACGUUGGCACCCUCAUGUCGCGCGCCUACCUCGGUGACAUUCUUUCCGCUGGAUGCCAGUUCCAGGCGUUUCUCAUUCAGAUGUUCAUGCCCGCAGAUGCUUACUGGACAUUGGCGAUGGCUGUCAAUGUCUAUCUGACCUUUUACUACAAGUUUGAUGCUGUUGCCUUGAGGCGGAUGGAGAUUCCAUACCUGCUACUCUGCUACGGUGUCCCAUUUAUUCCUGCUUUUGUCUUCAUCUUUGUCAAGGACCAAGGCGGCACCAGGGUCUACGGCAACGCCCUUCUCUGGUGCUGGAUCUCGUCAGACUGGGAUAUCUGGCGCAUUGCCUCUUUCUACGGUCCAGUCUGGGUCGUCAUCGUCGCCACCUUCUUCAUCUACCUCCGCGCCGGGCGCACGAUCUACGAGAAGCGCAAGCAGCUGCGCGACUUUCACUCCUCCGACGGCGAUCCCAUGUCCGUCAACGGCGACAACGCGUACUCUGUGAGAACCUACGAAGUCACCGUCACCAGCGAAGCCAUCAACCCCACUGAGGCAGGCCCCUCGCCAUUCGGUCGCCACACUGCAAUCAGCGCGCAGCCGAGAGCAUCGCUCGACAAUGAUAAGCGUGCGUAUUCUGUCCACGUCAACUCUCAGUCAGUGCAGUCUGUGGAGGACGUGGACCUGCCCAUCCAGGGCCGCGAGGACAUGGCCAAGGCGGCAGCGGAUGCCAAGUCGGCGCCGCAGCCCAUCAGCAGCUUCACCACGCGGCCGCAGCCGCCGCCGCGUGUGCCCCGCGCGCCGAACCCGAACCGCCGGCGCAACCACGAGCUCAACAACGCGGCGUGGUCGUACACCAAGUGCGCCAUCCUCUUCUUCACCGCCAUCCUCAUCACCUGGAUCCCGUCGAGCGCCAACCGCGUGUACUCGGUCAUCCACAAGAACGAGGUCAGCGUGGCCCUCGAGUUCAUGAGCGCCUUUGUGCUCCCGCUGCAGGGCUUCUGGAACGCCGUCAUCUACGCCGUCACGUCGUGGGCCGCGUGCAAGAACCUGCUGUACGACCUGCGCUACGGGCACGGGCCCGACGUCACCGAGCUGGUCGGCGGCUUGCCCACAUCGUCGCGCAAGGGACCGACGCAGUACCCGUCGCCUUCCGUCUCUGUCGGCAGCAGCAGCCGCUUCAGCAAGGGUUUCGGCUCAAAAUCGAAGCCUGUGAAACCAUUCGAUACCGAGAGUGCCACAGAGCUGUCUACUAGCCGCGCGACUUCUGCCGACGGUCACAGCCGCUAA